UACAACAAUGCCAGGGAAAGCCCAUGUUCCACAAUCUUUAAUUUUACUAAAUUUGAUUCUACGAAUUGAAGCACCUUAUACAUAUAUAUGCGAUUUUCAAGAUGUCAAAGUCUCUAUGUCCCCCGAUUAUGGUACAAUGAAAGUUGAAGUGAUCAACAACAUUGUGUUUAUAGAUACAAACAUAACACAAGCUAUUAAAAACCCUCAAUUUUACAUGUCCCUAAACGAACAAACAGGAAACCGGAUCACUCGAAGGAUAGUGAAAAUUUCUAUGAAAACGUGUGAUGUAGGCCGUUUAGCGGAAACGAAUCCAUUCAUAAACGUUAUAGCCAUUAUCGUACGAAAACACACAAAUCUUCCAUUUGUCUGCCCUCUGCCUGCUGGAAGAUAUUUUGUACGUAAUUUGACGGUAUCAAGUGAUUUUGUUCCACUACGACUAUUCUAUAAACCGAACAGUGUGAUAGUUCUUGACGGUUACUAUACAGCGGAAAAGUCAACUGGUAGGACGGUAACGUUCCUGAAAGCAAUUAUUAAGGCCAAAAUCUUAAAGAAAAAAAUCUGAAACAAUUGAU
Molecule: messenger RNA, 572 nt
Organism: Hermetia illucens (black soldier fly)
Lineage: Eukaryota; Metazoa; Arthropoda; Insecta; Diptera; Stratiomyidae
Exons: 2
Coding region: 8-562 (184 amino acids)
Source: RefSeq, a predicted model, not a curated record